AUGAGAUUCUCAACCAUUGUAGCCACUUCGUUGGCUUUCUUGUCAUCUGCUGUCGUCUCUCAAGAUGUCGCUUGUUUAGUUGAUGGUCAAACUGUCGCUGUUGUCGACUUGGACACUGGUAUCUGUCCAUUCUCCAUUCCAGCCGGAUUGCCAGCUCCUGUCUUUACCUACACUGCCGAUGACGACUACAAUGUCUUGUUCUACUACUCAAUUGUUGACGCUACAAGAUACUUUACUGAUAUUGUCAAUGCUGGUAACAUUAUCAGUAUCCCAGCUAGAUUAUUGUAUGGACAAGUGGGUGCCCCAUUGUACCAAGUUGCAGCUCAAGAAGAACCAGCAUCAAAUUCCACUGGUGCUAUUAGAAAGAGACUUAUGAAGGGAGCCAACUUGGAACCAGUCUCAAUCGACAAGAGAGAUGCUCAAUCUUUGGCAGAUUCUUUAAAGAGCAGAGAUGGUACUUUUAUUGGAGGUGCUGCCUUUGAAGUCGUUAACGCUACUGAAGCUACUACCUCAUCUGGAGCUGCUGGUGCAUCUGGUGUUGAAACCAUCCGUUCAACUACUGUUCUCACCGAAACUGUUUCUUGCUCAACCACCACUGGAACUUCCACCUUGGCUAACGGACAAACCACCACUUUUACUUCAUCAUCGCCAAUCUUGUCUACUGUUACUGCUCCAGUUACUUCAGUUAUCACCAUCACCUCAUGCCACGAGGACUUGUGCCACAAGACUACCGUUGCUGCUACUUUAUCUGCUGGUACAAAAACUGUUUCAGGCGUUGAAACCGUCUACACCACCUAUUGUCCACUCUCAUCAGUCGAAACUCCAGAAUCCACCAAAGUUCUCACCACCACUGACCACGAAGGAAAGCCAACCACUGUUACUGCUGUGCCAGUCUUGACAACCGCUACUGUUGGUGGAACAGUUACCGAAUACGUCACUUACUGUCCACUUUCAACCUCCGCCGGUGGAGCUCCUCCAGCAACUAGUAAGCCAGCUGCUGUCAUUACUUACACCUCAGGAGGUGUAACUGUCACUUCAACCAUUCACGGAUCAAGUGCAAAGACUUCUGGUCCAGCUUCUGCUGCUCCAUCUAGUAAGCCAGUUGCAACCACAACCUACACUUCAGGUGGUAGUGUUGUCACCUCAACCAUUUACCAAACUGUUGCUGCUCAAUCAAGUGGUGCUCCAGGACACUCUGGUGCUGCUGGUACAGCCACUGUUGCUGCUCAAUCAGUUGCUCCAACCACCGUUGCAUCUCACUCUGGUGCUGUUUCAACUUUCGAAGGUGGUGCUGCUUCUAACGGAGCCACCUACUUAGCUUUGGCCUUGAUUCCUUUGGUCUACAUCUUCUAA
Lodderomyces theae is the source of this 1353-nucleotide messenger RNA. RefSeq lists its product as uncharacterized. NCBI's taxonomy places the organism in Eukaryota, Fungi, Ascomycota, Pichiomycetes, Serinales, Debaryomycetaceae. The record is from RefSeq and is a predicted model, not a curated record. The transcript has a single exon. Bases 1 to 1353 code for a protein of 450 amino acids.